AGGCGGCGCGGCGGGCGGGCCGAGCGUGGCGGCUGGGCCUGCAGGCUGCGGCGGCGCUGGGCUUGGUGCUGCUGGAGGCGCCAUGGACGCGAACGGGGGGCUGGUCGUGACGCCGGAGUCGGCACCCAGCUCGGAGCAGGGCCCGGAGCCGGAGGAGGACGCGCUGGCCCAGGCCGAGUUCGCGGCGCUGCACGGCCGGGCGCUGCGCGCGUCGGGGGUCCCGGAGCGGUACUGGGGACGCCUCCUGCACAAGCUGGAACACGAGGUUUUCGACGCAGGGGAGAUGUUUGGGAUAAUGCAAGUGGAAGAAGUGGAGGAGGAAGAGAGUGAGGAUGAGGCAGCCCGGGAAGAGCGCACGAAGAAGCCCAACCCGGGCAUCGAGCUCUGCUACAAGGUCAUCGUGACCAACGAGAACGGGCUCCAGGCGGCCGACCCCAACAGCAUCUUCCUCAUUGACCACGCCUGGACGUGCCGCGUGGAGCACGCCCGCCGACAGCUGCAGCAGGUCCCUGGGCUGCUGCACCGCAUGGCGAACCUGAUGGGCAUUGAGUUCCACGGUGAGCUGCCCACCGCCGAGGCCGUGGACCAGGUGCUGGAGGAGAUGUGGAAGUUCAACCAGACCUACCAGCUGUCCCACGGGACGGCCGAGGAGAAGGUGCCCGUGUGGUACAUCAUGGACGAGUUCGGCUCGCGCAUCCAGCACUCGGACGCGCCCAGCUUUGCCACUGCGCCCUUCUUCUACAUGCCACAGCAGGUGGCGUACACGCUGCUGUGGCCCCUGAGGGACCUGGACACAGGCGAGGAGGUGACCCGGGAUUUUGCUUAUGGAGAGGCAGACCCUCUGAUCCGGAGGUGCAUGCUGAUGCCCUGGGCCCCCGCUGACAUGCUGGAGCUCAGCUCCUGCACGCCCGAGCCGCCCGCCGAGCACUACCAGGCCAUUUUGGAGGAAAACAAAGAGCAGCUGCCUGUCGCCGUUGAUCUGGUGACGUUUCCCCGCGACCACGUCUUCAGGGUCUACACGGACGUGCAGCAGGUGCUAAGCCACCUCACCCACCCACGCUUCACCUUUACCCAGAGUGAGGCGGACGCCGACAUCCUCUACAGCUUCUCUCACUUCAAGGACUACAGGAGGCUCAGCCAGGAGAGGCCCCAUGUGCUGCUGAACCAGUUCCCCUGCGAGAACCUGCUGACGGUGAAGGACUGCCUGGCCUCCAUCGCGCGCCGGGCAGGGGGCCCCGAGGGCCCGGCCUGGCUGCCCCGCACCUUCAACCUGCGCACAGAGCUGCCCCAGUUUGUCAGCUACUUCCAACAGCGGGAGAGGCGGGGCGAGGACAACCACUGGAUCUGUAAGCCCUGGAACCUGGCCCGCAGCCUGGACACACACGUCACUAAGAGUCUCCACAGCGUCAUCCGGCACCGCGAGAGCACCCCCAAGGUUGUGUCCAAGUACAUUGAAAGUCCUGUCUUGUUCCUUCGAGAAGACGUGGGGCGGGUGAAGUUCGACAUCCGCUACAUUGUCCUUCUGCGGUCGGUGAAGCCCCUGAGGCUGUUCGUAUAUGACGUGUUCUGGCUGCGAUUCUCCAACCGGCCCUUCGCACUCAACGACCUGGACGACUAUGAGAAGCAUUUCACUGUCAUGAACUACGACCCGGAAGUGGUGCUGAAGCAGGUGCACUGUGAGGAGUUCAUCCCUGAGUUUGAGAAGCAAUACCCAGAAUUUUCCUGGAAGAGCGUCCAGCCACGUAGGCUCCCUGAUCCUGCCUCACUUGGUCCCCAGGCUGAAAUCUUCCAGGCCUUCACUGAGCUGUUCCAAGUGGCAUGUGCCAAGCCACCCCCUCUGGGCCUCUGCGACUACCCCUCGUCCCGGGCCGUGUAUGCCAUCGACCUCAUGCUGAAGUGGGACGGCCAUCCAGAUGGGAAGCGAGUGAUGCAGCCACAGAUCCUGGAGGUGAACUUCAACCCGGACUGUGAGCGUGCCUGCCGGUACCACCCGACCUUCUUCAACGACGUCUUCAGCACCCUGUACCUGGACGAGCCCAGCAACUGCCACGUCACCCGCAUCGUCUAGGUGCCCGCUGGCCCUCUGCUUGUGCUUGCCGUGGGCGGAUUCCAGCCUCGGGUCUCUGAGGUGCUUCUGCAAAGUCCCCCGUCCUCUGCCCCUCUGGGCACAGGCAGGCCAUGUCCCAGUAUCACAGCCCGGGGGCUCAGGGUCAGUCAGGGUCCCCAGGGCUGAGUGCCAGGCUGCUGUCUACUCUGUCCUCAGCACCGUCUGUGCUGCGAUAUCCUCAGCUCAGCCCAGGCAUUUAUUGCUGAAAGUCUGGUGCCUGGGGUGUUGGCGACCGAGAGGUUUUGGGGAGCAUGAUGAGGUGUCCUCAGAAACAGGGUUCCCCAGGAGUGCCUGUUGGGGCCCAAACGUUAACACGGCCGUUCCGGCUCUUCUCCAGAGUCUGCUCGUGCCCUGUGGCUCCCGGAGCAGAGCCAGGGUCCCACGCUCUUCCCCCCGGGGCCCUGCGUGACAGGCACCCCCAGAAUGCCCUGGGGAACCUGCUAACCAGACCCAGCCUUCUCGCCCCCCACCCCCACCCCAGUCUACCGGAACCUGCACCAGCACACCUCCACCUUGUGUUGCCGUAGCCUUUCCGUUUGUCAAGGGCCGGCCCAUCCUCCUGGUCCCUGUGGACCCAGUGGCCUGCCUGGCACUGCACUGGUUCCGCCUUUGGGUUUGGGUUUGGAGACGGGGAUUUGGGGCAAGGGACCAGCGUGGGCCGUGGAGCAGCAGACAGUGGAUGGCUUCGAAAGACAACUCCACCAAGAGCUUCACGUUAGAUGCCAUCUUCCCACUAGUCUUGCGUCAAAAUGUUUCAAUUUUGUUACUUUCAUUUAUGGGAAGAAAAUGUAAAGUUCUCGUUCUUAAUGUUGUUUCUGAAAUGUGGGGGCAGAUGCCAGCAUAUGUGUCACCACAGUGCGUCCAGUCCCAGGUGGGCAGGUGACCCCAGGGGUGUGAGGCGGCUGCCAGCUGUGUGUGUGUGGGUGUGUGUGUGUGUGUGUGUGUAUGCGGUGGGGGUGCUUGUUUCACGCUGAAGCCAACAACAGUCCCUGUCGUGAAACGACUCGGUGGUCCCUCCCAUCUCUGUGUGGCUUUGUCUGUCCAUCCCUCUGUUACCCAGAACGUCAGCCCUUCCUCCAGCCCGGUAGCAGGUGGGAAACCUCGUCUCUGGUUUUCUCCCUGGGAAUGCUGCUGGCGUCCCGUUCCCUACCUAACGGGGUUUGUACCGCAAUAAAGUACGUCUUCUGUA
Rhinolophus ferrumequinum (greater horseshoe bat) is the source of this 3296-nucleotide messenger RNA. RefSeq names its product tubulin tyrosine ligase like 12 (gene TTLL12). Bases 83 to 2068 code for a protein of 661 amino acids. NCBI's taxonomy places the organism in Eukaryota, Metazoa, Chordata, Mammalia, Chiroptera, Rhinolophidae. Gene Ontology annotation, biological process: protein modification process. The record is from RefSeq and is a predicted model, not a curated record. The transcript is spliced from 14 exons.